Neoarthrinium moseri is the source of this 1689-nucleotide messenger RNA. RefSeq lists its product as uncharacterized. The transcript has 3 exons. Bases 1 to 1689 code for a protein of 562 amino acids. Gene Ontology annotation, biological process: L-serine catabolic process; folic acid metabolic process; tetrahydrofolate interconversion. The record is from RefSeq and is a predicted model, not a curated record. Lineage: Eukaryota; Fungi; Ascomycota; Sordariomycetes; Amphisphaeriales; Apiosporaceae. Gene Ontology annotation, cellular component: cytoplasm. Gene Ontology annotation, molecular function: glycine hydroxymethyltransferase activity; serine binding; zinc ion binding.
AUGUCUCUUGCCGCUUUCCGAGGCACCUCGCGUGCUCUCCGCACCCUGCCGAGAUGGGCUGUGGCGACGGCGGCGACGACCUCGAUCGUCCGCUUCCCGGGCCUCGCUCAGGCCCGGCCCCAGUCGUCGGCCUCGGCCUCGUCCGCCGCCUCUCUCGACGGGCAGCAAAGUGUACGACAUGAAUCUACUUCUGCCUCUGCUGACUCCGGAGCUCCUGCUCGUGGUCUUGGUGCUGAUGCUGAUGCUGGUCAAAAGUUGCUGUCUUCCCACCUGCGCGAGGCCGACCCGGCCGUCUUCGACAUCAUCGAGAAGGAGAAGAAGCGCCAAAAGCACUCCAUCAACCUCAUCCCCUCCGAGAACUUUACCUCGCAAGCCGUCCUCGAUGCGCUAGGCAGUGUUAUGCAGAACAAGUACUCGGAAGGAUACCCAGGCGCGAGAUAUUAUGCCGGCAAUGAGUUCAUUGACCAAUCCGAGCGAUUGUGUCAGCAGAGAGCUUUGGAGACGUUCGGUCUGAGCGAUAAGGAGUGGGGAGUCAAUGUUCAGUCUCUCUCUGGCGCACCGGCGAACCUCUAUGUCUACUCCGCUUUGAUGAAUACACACGAUAGAUUAAUGGGCCUCGACUUGCCCCACGGCGGCCACUUGUCCCACGGUUAUCAGACGCCUACCAAGAAGAUCUCGGCCGUCUCCAAGUAUUUCGAGACUGUGCCGUACAGGCUUGAUGAGGAAACUGGCCUGAUUGAUUAUGCCAAGCUGGACGAGCUGGCCCAAAUAUACAGACCCAAGAUCAUUGUGGCUGGAGCCAGCGCGUACGGCCGAUUUAUCGAUUACAAGGCCAUGAAGGAUACGGCUCAGAAGGUCGGCGCCUAUCUCGUCGCCGAUAUGGCCCAUAUCUCCGGAAUGGUCGCCGCUAAGGUCCUCCCAAGCCCCUUUAACUAUGCCGACAUUGUGACGACCACCACCCACAAGAGUUUGCGUGGUCCCCGGGGCGCUAUGAUCUUCUACCGAAAGGGUGUCAGAUCGAUCAACAAGAAGAAGGAAGAAGUUAUGUACGACCUUGAAGGUCCCAUCAACGCCUCGGUCUUCCCCGGUCACCAGGGCGGUCCUCAUAACCACACCAUCACCGCGCUUUCGGUUGCUCUCAAGCAGGCACAAAGCCCGCAGUUCCGCGUGUACCAGGAGCAGGUGCUUGCCAACGCUCAGGCUUUUGCCAAGCGCCUCGGCGAGUCCAAGAGCUCUGGUGGUCUUGGCUACAAGGUGGUCAGCGGUGGCACGGACAACCAUCUCGUCCUGGUCGACCUGAAGCCGCAGAAGGUUGACGGCGCACGUGUGGAGCGCGUGCUAGAGCUGGUAGGUGUUGCCAGCAACAAGAACACAGUUCCUGGAGACAAGUCGGCCAUGAUCCCUGGUGGUCUCAGAAUGGGAACUCCGGCCAUGACGACUAGAGGCUUCAAUGAGGAGGACUUUGUGCGUGUUGCCGACAUUGUUGACCGUGCUGUCACCAUCGCAGCUCGUGUCGACAAGGCCGCCCGCAAGGCCACCGAGGAGAAGGGCGACAAGUACAAGCUGCGCUCUUUCUUCGACCACCUGGGAAGCGGUGAGGAUGAUGCCGAGAUUGUCCAGCUACGCGCAGAAGUCGCUGACUGGGUGGGCACCUACCCAUUGCCAUGGAUCGAGGAGGAGAAGGCGUGA